AUUAUUCCCUUUAGAUUUGAUCUAAAUUGUAAGUGAAUAAAAUUUGGUCCGCAGUUUACCUAUAGAGAUAAAAUCAUGGCUCGUCGUAAAAACAAAAAACAAAUGCUGAUAGAAAUGUUGACGCGACCCCAAAAAGUGCAUCCUUGCCAGUUGCUGGAAAAUCGAAAAAAGCUGAACUUAAAGCAAAAAACGAUGAUUGCGGCUGCCGCGGCCAAAAGAUCCAGCCUUCCUCGACCCUUGAAGAAGAAUGUUAUCCGCAAGAUUUGCAGAUUGCCACCGGAAACGUGCAAUGAGAAGACAAAAGCGCAGGUGAUGUACUAUAAUUCAAACUACGGAAGGACUCAGAAAGCCAAUCUCAGCCGAAUCGAUUGUCACGAGCCUACUUGUCCCAAAACUCGCAGAUCGACAAAAGCCAAAGAAAUCCAGAAAUUUAGUCCUGCAUUAAGGCAGAGGACGCAAAAGAAAAGAAAAAAAUAAUUUUGAGUCUUCGAAUCCGUUUGAAUAUUCUAUAUAUUUUAUUCCGAAUUGAAUGGACUUGGAUUGCAUGAUUAUGUGUUCCAGGUCUAAGUGCUCAUCAAGUCCUGCGAAUUUGUAUACAUUUUUCAUGUACAUAACGCCUUGUGAAAAUACUGUUUAAUACACGCAUUUUUUAAAUC
Molecule: messenger RNA, 656 nt
Organism: Drosophila melanogaster (fruit fly)
Lineage: Eukaryota; Metazoa; Arthropoda; Insecta; Diptera; Drosophilidae
Exons: 2
Coding region: 76-477 (133 amino acids)
Source: RefSeq, marked reviewed